GGGGCGGGCUUAUGAUGCCUCGCUGCUAAACACCGUUCAAAUGUUUCUGAAUGUAAAGAGACGCUCAAGCUGCUUCAUGUAAUCAAUCCCGCGGAUGUUCUCUUUCCCAAGUCAGUAGGCUUGUUGAGUACAUCCCUUUCAGUCAUCGAUGCCACGUUUAUGACAGCGACUGAUGAUGUGCGCGUCAGUUUUUUAGAAUAUGUGGAAUUCCAGAUCUGAUAUGUCUCUGUGUUCACCGAGCUCAACCAACCUGCCGCUUCUUGGAUUGUGGCGAAAACCGCUGGAGCGCUGUCCGGGGUUCUGAAGUCCUGACACCCCAAGAGGCGAAGAGAGCAGAGGCUUUCCGGGGUGUAUAGCGGUACAACUCAAGCUUGGAGAUGACUCGGAAAAGGCUGCAUUCUGUAGCAGUUUGGGGAUUCUUCGCCUGGGAAAUAGCAGUUAUGAUGAGUCUGGUGGCAUCGAAGGAACCUGACAGCCCCCGGGGAAGAACAGUUCCCAUGACUUCGUCACCCUCUGACUUCUUGGACAAGCUCAUGGGACGGACUUCUGGCUAUGAUGCAAGAAUCAGGCCCAACUUUAAAGGUCCUCCGGUGAAUGUAUCCUGCAACAUAUUCAUCAACAGCUUUGGGUCUAUUGCAGAAACAACAAUGGACUACAGGGUGAACAUCUUCCUGCGACAGCAGUGGAACGACCCUCGGCUGGCGUACAGUGAGUAUCCGGACGACUCCCUGGACCUGGACCCUUCCAUGUUGGACUCCAUCUGGAAGCCCGACUUGUUCUUCGCCAACGAGAAAGGAGCCCACUUCCAUGAAGUCACCACAGACAACAAGCUCCUGAGAAUAUUCAAGAACGGCAACGUUCUUUACUCCAUCAGAUUGACACUUACUCUGUCAUGUCCCAUGGAUCUGAAGAAUUUCCCCAUGGACGUGCAAACGUGCAUUAUGCAGCUGGAGAGUUUUGGCUACACCAUGAACGACCUGAUCUUUGAGUGGCAGGAGAGGGGUCCUGUCCAGGUGGCCGAGGGGCUCACAUUACCCCAGUUCAUCCUCAAGGACGAGUCCGAUCUCCGCUACUGCACCAAGCAUUACAACACAGGUAAGUUCACCUGCAUCGAAGUGCGCUUCCACCUGGAGCGUCAGAUGGGCUACUACCUGAUCCAGAUGUACAUUCCCAGUCUGUUGAUCGUCAUCCUCUCCUGGGUCUCUUUCUGGAUCAACAUGGACGCGGCGCCGGCUCGUGUCGCCCUUGGCAUCACCACGGUGCUCACCAUGACAACGCAGAGCUCAGGCUCCAGAACAUCGCUGCCCAAGGUGUCCUAUGUGAAGGCCAUAGACAUCUGGAUGGCCGUGUGCCUGCUCUUCGUGUUCUCCGCCCUGCUGGAGUAUGCUGCGGUCAACUUUGUCUCCAGGCAACACAAGGAGCUCCUCAGGUUCCGCAAGAGGAGAAAGAAGACCAAGAGUCUCACGCCAGUUCUCGAUGGCGAGAACUCUGACUCACUGCGUCGUAUCAACGGCAUGAGAAGUGCUGAGCCCAUAUAUGGAUCUAUGGGCCAUAUCUACAGUCCAAACUACAGGGAGGACGACGUGCGGGAGAGCCGCCUGAGCUUCACGGCCCCAGCGGGCGCCACCUGCACCACGGGGAAGGACGGCGCCGCCCCGAAAGCCGCCAACAACAGCGCGGUUCAGCCGGCCCAGUCCAGUGCCCAGGCCGCCGCUGCCGCCGCAGCCAAAAACCACGAAGAGAUGCGCAAGCUCUUCAUUGACCGCGCCAAGAAGAUCGACACUGUCUCCCGCGCCGGCUUCCCCCUGGCCUUUCUGUUUUUUAACAUUUUCUACUGGGUCCUGUACAAAAUCUUGCGCCAUGAGGAUUUUCAUAAGUCAUAAGCGUGAGUGUGACAGAGCCACCUGUAGAAGUACGGGAUGGAAAGACAGCAUCCUUAGGAUGUUUUACAUGCCCCUGUUGGCAACUACGGACCACUGAACAGUGACAUCCGCUGCAAAAUGAAGUCCUGCCAAGACACCCAAAACACACACUUGCAGAUGUGCACACACACAAGCUAAUACAUCCAAAUUGACUUGACUGCACAAAGAACCUGUAAAAACUAUUUGGGAUAUGUCUCAAAACUUAGCUGCUGUCAAGAUGUGCUGGACUGAGCCCACAAGUCCCCAUGCCCAAAAACAAACCAAGCCAACCACUGAGGUCUCUAUGCAACAUGGAAAAUGCAUUAAUGUGGUCCAGAUUAUAAUAAUUAACUCUCCCUCUCACUCUCUCUCUCUCUCUCUCUCUCUCUCUCUCACACACCACACACACACACACACACACACACACACCUACUCAAACAUGCUGAUAUACAGUACACAUAUCACAUAUACUCCCACUUUCUGCUUGAAAGUUGGAGCGGCUCUGUAUGCACCCUGAGCUGAGAGGGUUUUGAUAUCCCCUCUCAGCCUGCAGCUGCUUGAAUCCAAGCCCCCACCCCCUCCUCACCACACACACACACACACACACACACACACACACCAGAGCACUGUUGCACACUGCCUCUUAUCCACUCAAAAAUGAAAAUGAAAAAUGAGAUUUCCCUCAGCAGCACUAGUUGUGUCUUACAGCUCUACUGCCAAUGUUGUGUCUGCGUCUCGUCUCAUACUGUGUUUGUAUGGGCUACACACCUACUGUUUGUAACUUGGGACUUAAAUAUCACACAUAUUUAAAAACACAGGUUUGAUCACUGAUUUUUGAUGGUAAUGUUAUUUAUUUAAAGAAGCAAAGGCCGCACAGCAUAUCAUUUGACUUUCAGUUGCCUAAUAUGCUGUGUUAGUCUUUUGAUCUGACUAAGCAGAUUUCUGAACCGUAACCUCAGGGGGAUUUAAUGACACAUUGUCUCCAGACACUGAAACUAAAUAUGGCUUUCCAAACAUUUAGACAGAUGCCUGUGUAACUUGAUUACCUCUAAGCCAGUAUGGUAAAGAGUCAGUGGAAAUUGGAUUGAAUGGGAUUCUCUUUAAAUGGAUGAAAUGUUACCAAUGUAGUUAAAAAUAAAACACUGACUGCAUGGGUGGUGUGGGAAUGCAAACAGACUUAAGUCAAGACUUUAGUCAAGCUGAUUGGCUUUGUAUACCCUGAAAUGUUUAUCAGUGCUUUUUAGAUUGUCAUCACUGAAAUAAUAUGAAAGAGAUCCACAGGCCAAGAUACGAUGAACUGCUGCAUGCUUUGGAGUUGCAAAACUAAAAUGUUUAGAGAUAGAUUUCCAGUUGCAGUCAAAGAGAAAGACACAAAGGGUACGAGUGUACCUCUAAAGAGAUGCCAGCCCUACCCUUACCUGUAUUGAUCUUGUGUUGUCCAAACACAGUAUCUGAAAUAACACAAGCUAUUAAUAUAGUGUUUAUCAAUAUACUUUCUAUUUUUAUUUGAUUCUAGUCAGUGAUACAACCACUGUAUUUCUGAUUGGUGGCUCUUAUUCUUGAAAAGAACAAGUCGUGCAGGAAAGAUCCUGUAAAUCUCACAUUUUGAAUAUUACACAAUAAUAUACUGAAAAACAAAACUGUGCCAUAUGCUUUGGUAAAACAUAUCUAUACUCACACAUUCCUUAAAGCUUUGUUAGAUACAUAGAUUUUACUACCACUUCAUAUUAAUAUUUGACACAAUUGUACGCAAUGUGGAAGAUAAAAAGGAGUUGUACAUUUCUAUAAUGCAAGUGAAUUUAAUAAUUUAUUUUGUACAAAAACAUAAAAUACAUGUUAUGCAUGAAAUGAAGUUGAUAUUGAUGUAUUUUAUUUUUUGAAUUGAAAUUGUGAGUUGGAUCUGUUUGUUGACGUAUUCUAGCUGCUUUGACUGAGGGACUGAGGGGAGAUGAGAGAUGAAAACACACAUGCUUUCUUCCAUGUAUGUAAAUACUUUUCAUAAAAUAAAUACAUCUCCUUCAAAACAUCA
Molecule: messenger RNA, 3930 nt
Organism: Alosa alosa (allis shad)
Lineage: Eukaryota; Metazoa; Chordata; Actinopteri; Clupeiformes; Clupeidae
Gene: glra3
Product: glycine receptor, alpha 3
Exons: 10
Coding region: 378-1883 (501 amino acids)
Biological process (GO): signal transduction; nervous system process; regulation of membrane potential
Cellular component (GO): plasma membrane; synapse; neuron projection
Molecular function (GO): transmitter-gated monoatomic ion channel activity; chloride channel activity; transmembrane signaling receptor activity
Source: RefSeq, a predicted model, not a curated record